This is a messenger RNA of Arthroderma uncinatum, 2532 nucleotides long. RefSeq names its product spindle pole body component alp14. Bases 1 to 2532 code for a protein of 843 amino acids. Gene Ontology annotation, molecular function: microtubule plus-end binding; microtubule plus end polymerase activity. The transcript has 4 exons. Gene Ontology annotation, biological process: microtubule polymerization; mitotic spindle organization; establishment or maintenance of microtubule cytoskeleton polarity. Gene Ontology annotation, cellular component: spindle pole body; microtubule plus-end; kinetochore. The record is from RefSeq and is a predicted model, not a curated record. Lineage: Eukaryota; Fungi; Ascomycota; Eurotiomycetes; Onygenales; Arthrodermataceae.
AUGGCCGAACAAGAGGAUUUCUCCUCUCUCCCUCUACCUGACAGAUUUGCGCACAAGGUCUGGAAAGUAAGAAAAGAAGGUUACGAAGAAGCCAAAAGACAAUUCGAAAUUUCUCCAGAUGAAGACGCACCCGUAUUUCGACCGUUUUUACAAGAUCCGUCACUCUGGAAGGGCGUGGUUGCGGAUUCAAAUGUAGCUGCACAGCAGGAGGGUCUGGCGGCCUACUGCGCCUUUCUAAAAUUCUCUGGCUACCAGGCAUGCAAUAGGACGCGAUCGGUCACCGCUGGGCCAAUAAUUGAAAAAGGCCUCCCUCAAACCCGUCCUGCCGCCAAAGCUAGCUCACUUGAAGCGCUAUUGCUAUUUAUUGAAUUAGACAGCCCCGGGCCAGUCAUCGAAGAACUUAUUGCUGCGCUUUCACAUAAGACUCCAAAGGUAAUCGCUGGCGCCCUAGGGGCCCUUACCGCCAUAUAUCAUAACUAUGGAGUCAAGAUAGUCGAAACAAAACCGAUCCUGAAAUCGCUUCCGAAGGUCUUUGGCCAUGCGGACAAGAAUGUGAGAGCGGAAGCACAGAACUUGACGGUAGAGCUUUACAGGUGGCUGAAGGAGGCUCUAAAAGCUACGUUCUGGAACGACCUGAAACCAGUGCAACAACAGGAUCUAGAGAAGAUGUUUGAGAAAGUGAAGCAGGAACCCUCGCCUAAACAGGAACGAUUUACUCGCACACAGCAGGCGGCAAUGGCCGAGGCUAGUGCGAAUCCCGGCGCUGGUGACGAUGGGAUGGCCGAGGGAGAGGGAGAGGAACCGGAGGACGAUGGAGAUGUCGAUGUUUUUGACCUGGUCGAACCGGUGGACAUAAUAGCAAUGGCACCAAAGGACCUUCACCAGAAUCUAGCGUCAUCUAAAUGGAAAGAUCGAAAGGAUGCCUUGGACGACCUAUACAAAGUCGUUAACGUCCCAAGGAUCAAAGAGGGUAAUUUCGACGAGCUCUGUGGUGAUCUGGGGAGGUGCAUGAAAGACGCCAACGUCUUGGUGGUCACAGUGGCAGCAAACACAAUCUGUGCGAUGGCAACUGGUCUUCGGAGGGGAUUUGCUAAAUACCGAACAGUUGUGAUGCCGCCCAUGAUGGAACGACUGAAGGAGAAAAAGACAGCCGUAUCGACCGCGCUAGGCCAGGGACUGGAUGCCGUGUUUUUAUCCACCAGUUUGAGCGAGUGUCUAGAGGAUAUCCUUGGGUUCUUGAAACAUAAGAACCCGCAAGUGAAGCAGGAAACUUUCAAGUUCUUGGUCCGCUGCCUACGCGCCACGAGAGAUGUACCCUCAAAGGGAGAAGUCAAGUCGAUAGCUGAGGCCGGAACGAAACUUCUCACAGAUUCAAGUGAAGUCACCCGAUCGGGUGGUGCCGAAGUAUUGGGAACCCUCAUGAAGAUUAUGGGCGAACGUGCAAUGAACGUUUAUUUGGACGGGCUUGAUGAAAUUCGAAAGACCAAAAUCAAGGAGUUCUUCGAGACCGCGGAGGUCAAAGCGAAGGACAGGCCAAAACCCAUCAUGGGCCCGCCAAAGACCAUGGCCACGCCAGCGAAGAAGCCAACGGGCAAAAAGCCCAUGGGUGCUAAAAAGGCAGCUCCCGCCGCAGCUCCCGCUGCAGCAUCUGAACCCCCCGCUUCACCAGCACCGGCAAAGAAAGCUGUCCCUAAAAUUGGAGGUCGAGGCCUUUCUACGCCAGGCUCAGCGUUGAAAAUGCGGCCGAAACUUAGCGGACCAGGCGGUGCAGCAUCCCCACAACGUCGCGUUGUAUCACCUCCGUUAGAAGAGGUAGCAGCCGUUCCUCCUCCUCCCAAAUUUGGAAUUGGUGGUGGUGGCAGAGGCCUAGCCAGUCGUCCUAUAGGGAAACCAAGCGCGCCUGUCCAAGAGCAGCCAGUUGCUCAGUUCCCCACCGGUUUGGCCGCUAUCGAACGAGCUGAAUUGGAAGAAGUCCGGGCGGAGAAUGGACGGCUGUCUAAGUUAAUAGACGAUCUGCGAGCGGAGCGGUUAAAACUGUCGUCAGAGGUCCACGAACUACAAAAUCAAAAUGCUCAGCUAAUAGAAGAUCAUACCCGGGACGUCCUAAGCAUAAAGGCCAAGGAAACCCAACUCGUCCGAGCAAGAGGUGACGCGGAGACUGCAGAGCAAAGUGUCCAGAAGCAGCAACGGGAGAUCGAACGGUUGAAACGAGAACUAUCCAGAGCCAUGAGGGCGGGAGCAACCAGCCCUCCAGUCACCAUCCCUGACAUGGGCUUGAAUAUGGGUAUCAGCGACAAUUCAGGUAUAUACCAAGAUGAUGGACACCGUGUUAACGGUACACCUCGAUCCAGUCUCCAUAUGGGAUCUCGAUUCGAAAGCGCGCGGCCAAGGAGUUUUAUCUCAUCAAGCCCUAGCGAGGAGAAAGAGAACACCGAGGCAGCCCAGCUAGAACCUCGCGAACUCCUGUCGGCGGCGAUGGUUCUUCAGCAUCGACAGAGCCAUCAGAAAAUUGGAAGCGAGCAGCGGAGGUGA